GGCUGCCUGCGGGCAGGGUCCGGGCGCCGCGCGCGACGGGCGUCGGUCUAUGUCGCGGGCGGCGGCGGCGGCCGCGGAGGGACGAUGCGCGAGUACAAGGUGGUGGUGCUGGGCUCGGGCGGCGUGGGCAAGUCCGCCCUCACCGUGCAGUUCGUGACCGGCACCUUCAUCGAGAAGUACGACCCCACCAUCGAGGACUUCUACCGCAAGGAGAUCGAGGUGGACUCGUCGCCGUCGGUGCUGGAGAUCCUGGACACGGCGGGCACCGAGCAGUUCGCGUCCAUGCGGGACCUGUACAUCAAGAACGGCCAGGGCUUCAUCCUCGUCUACAGCCUGGUCAACCAGCAGAGCUUCCAGGACAUCAAGCCCAUGCGGGACCAGAUCAUCCGCGUGAAGCGAUAUGAGAAAGUGCCAGUCAUCCUGGUUGGGAACAAGGUGGACCUGGAGAGCGAGAGAGAAGUGUCCUCCAACGAAGGCCGAGCUCUGGCCGAAGAGUGGGGCUGUCCUUUCAUGGAGACUUCCGCGAAGAGCAAAACCAUGGUGGACGAACUGUUUGCAGAAAUUGUGAGGCAGAUGAACUACGCUGCUCAGCCUGACAAAGAUGACCCAUGCUGUUCAGCCUGUAACAUACAGUAGCGCCUGAACCGUGGCUGUCUUGGGUGGGAGGUGCCUAGCACUGCAGGCGAUAGAAAGCUCGCCUAGCCUGUUGCAGUUGGCGGGAUGCAUGGUAUCCACCGGCAGUGCUCUGCAGCCCUUAUUCAGAAACGAUGCCUGUGAGCACAGUGGGGCGCAGGGGGGCUGUGUUCUGCACCACCUUCCCGUCUCCUUCGUGCAUCUGCAGCUUGAAGGCACCCGCCGCCCGUCCACAGGGUGAUCUCAUUGCAAAGGGAUGGUGGCGUGGCCACUGGGUUGACAAAGCAACUAUUGUAUAAUUUGAAAAUAAUCAUGAGAGAGAAACCAGAAGAAUUCCUAUGACCACUUACAAUUAAAAUAUUUUGUCGUCUUAAAAAAAAAUAAGUAAAGGAGAAAUAUUUUCCUACAAGAGUACUGAAUUUCAGGAACUUGUGACCAGUGAUUCCGUCAAGUCGGACACCAGCUGGCCUGCCAACAGAACUCCGGGGAGAGCCUUUGCUCAGCCGCCACAUUUCUGUGUUUCAGAAUUCAUGCUGAAAUGUAGAUGUGAUUCUAAUUUGUGACAUGAAACUAACUCACGCAUCAAUCCUUGAUAGAGUCAAAAUCAGAACAAGGUUGUGUGCAGAUAGUCAGGCUUUAGAAUUUGUUAAGUCACAGGCUUUAGGAUUUAAGUUACCUGCUUUGCCGCAGAGAAUGGAGAUUCUCACCAAGGUUUGGUCAGAAUUUAAGGCACAAACCCACCUCUCUUAGCCAAGCAGGGAUGGUCUUUAUUUACUGAACAAGAAGGAAGCAACUGAGAUGGAGAGUUUACCUAGCCUCCCUAGCACGUGCAAUGUGGGAGAUGACCUAGUACCAUCAUGUAAGGAAAACAAAGCCAUGCUGUUCCCGUUUGCAGAAAUCUGACAGGCCAGGACAGGUGUCUGGCAUUUUUUUUGUUCAUUAAAGCUGUAAAUUCCUCCUCUGCCUUUAAGGGCUAUGGUUGUGAUGUGAGCCUUGGCUACCCUGCUUUGGAAAUCCAGUUUGCUGUAGCAGAGCUUUAUUUGCAAGGCAUUUUUUUCUAAGUCGAAUUACCAUGUGAGAUAAUUUGAACUUAAAGUAGAAUGUAAAUUAUAGAGUGGAAGGUAAGGGACAAAAAAGCCUUUUUAUCUUUCAUUUUCCUGAAGAAUUAUAUAAAGGUUUUCUUACAACAAUUUUGCCCUGAUUACCGAAGUGGCAAAUAAAGCUGGCGUGAAUAUUUUGUUUUGAAAAGGUGCUCAAGCUCUGACAUUUUUGGUUUUCAUAGCCUAGCCGUGAAGUAUUUAUCAUUUGCAUGAGUAAUGGCACAGGAAGAACCUACUCAGAAGUUUUACAAUCAAGGGUAGAAGGGUUUUCACCUCACUUCAGUUAGAAAUGCUGAAGAGAUUGUCUUGAGCCCGCCCUCUGGAGAGAAAUUUGGCCUUCAGAACUGCAAUAUCACUGAGCCUGCGAUAUACAUCCCCCUCACACUUUCCUCGUUCCACGGUCUUGUGCAAGUAACCUCUGGUCUUAACGUGUGUAACUGAGGGAGGAGUGUGUGUUCGUGUGUGCAUGUGUGUUUACUGUUCCUAAGAAUUUGGCACAAGUCAGAGAUAAUCGCCUAUCCUGAGAGUCUAUACUGUAUCAAAAGCAUUUUUUUUCUUUUAAAUCGCCUUCUUGACAUCAUGGACAGCCCCACCUCCAACUGUUUAGCAAUUGUCCCUAAGUUUAAAGGAUAAGGAACAAGGUCAGUAAUGUUUUUCAGAGGUGCAAAAACUGAAGAAAUAAUAUGGGUAAAACCGGGUUAUAGUUGUUAUAGUCAUCAUUGGAUUAUGAAUAUUUGCAAUCUUCAGUGUCACAUUUUUUAUUAUAAUCUUCAGUUACAAAGACAUUUGUAGGACAGUUUUAAUCAAUUGUAUUGAAACCAACUUCAUUAUGUAAAUGUUGAUUUCGCUCAAAUAAAAGAUGCAAGAAUUACGACUCACCUACUAAAACAGAUGUUUUUUAAGUAAUUGAGUUUUGAAGCCCUGACUUCUCAAACUGAUUCCGUUUUUUUUUUAAGAUUUCACAAUUAAUAGCAAUUUAUGACCACUCCGAUCACCUAUUAGAAGUGCUUAUACAGAUUCCACAGUUUUCUCUCUUGCAAUGCUAUGCAGACUUGAAGAAUAGGUGAGCGCACAUGAGAAAGGUCUGACAAAAACGUAAGAUGGAAAAGAUUCUCUAAAAGGUGGGGCCUGGGUUUGCAAUAUGUGUCGGACAAUAAGGUGAGCUUUUCCUCUAAAGAUGUUACUAGGAACGAGUGGCCACCUGAUCAUUGUUUGCACAAGGUCCACAUGCAGGGGCCCUGGGGCAAGGCAUCCCAGCGGGGUCCUCCUCCUCUCAGCCUUCUGGCAUGAGGCUAACUCAGUGCGAGCGGAUGAAUGUUUGCUGAGACCAUCACUGAAAACUCAAGAGCACGAAGAUUCUACUUGUUGGCACAGGAAAUACCAGUGCUGUAGAGGAGAGUGUGGUGACUUUGGGUCACCAUCUUAUGCCCUGAUCAGACUAGCAACUAGGAAAGUGAGUUUUUCUAACAUGCCUUAAAAAUAUUAUGGUUUGAUCCAAAGACCCACUUUUUCUUUAGCUAUUGUGGUAAGGUUUUUCUCUUUUGGUUUUGGUUUUUUUUUUUUUUUACUUUUAUACUAAGGCAGCAUCUUUUUUUUUUCUUUUUUCCUUUUAAUGUUGCAACUUUUUCUCUUAAGCUGUGAUAGUGAUGGUAACUUGAUGCCUUUGAAUUUGUUCAGCUUCCUGGGAACCAGCCAGCAUCUGGUCAGAAGUAUUACAUAAACUCUUUCCUUAACUGUUGAAAGGUGCUCCGAUGAUUUUUCUCCCUGGGUUUGUAGAAUUGAGACUGAACUUUUCACUCCCUUGCCGCAGCUGACAUCACUUCCCAUGGUGAAACUACUGAUUUGCUUUCUGUGUAAGGAAAUACUGCCCGAGAUGUCUCGUAUUUGUUUUCCAGGGUGGAUGUUGUCAGUGUCUGUGUGCAUAUGAAAGUGUUGUGCAUAGUUUAUUGAUGUUGAAUUGUUCGUUUUGUUUUCUGUUCUCCUUAGCUCUGUGUUAGCACUGGUUGAGCUUUAAUUGUCUCCUUAGCCAAUCAAACAUUAAAGACUAUGGGGGUCUUUUUCUUUCCUUUCUUUUUUUUUUUUUCUUAACUUGUCAUUGUGCAUCUAUUAAAUCUUGAUCAGGGUUUCAAGAAUGACUACAGUAGGUUUU
Perognathus longimembris pacificus (Pacific pocket mouse) is the source of this 3882-nucleotide messenger RNA. It is a transcript of the gene Rap2a, whose product is annotated as RAP2A, member of RAS oncogene family. The record is from RefSeq and is a predicted model, not a curated record. Gene Ontology annotation, molecular function: GTPase activity; GTP binding; GDP binding. The transcript is spliced from 2 exons. Gene Ontology annotation, biological process: Rap protein signal transduction; negative regulation of cell migration. NCBI's taxonomy places the organism in Eukaryota, Metazoa, Chordata, Mammalia, Rodentia, Heteromyidae. Gene Ontology annotation, cellular component: plasma membrane. The coding region runs from base 85 to 636 and encodes 183 amino acids.